Molecule: messenger RNA, 636 nt
Organism: Acanthosepion pharaonis
Lineage: Eukaryota; Metazoa; Mollusca; Cephalopoda; Sepiida; Sepiidae
Source: the annotation of a GenBank genome assembly
AUGGUAUAUAACCUAAACAGGCUUCUUUUUCUUUUCUUUCUCUCUCAUUUCUUUACUUCUUUACUCCUUAUUCUUUAUUUUUCAUUGUUUUUUCUUUUCUUUUCUUUCCUUCGUUCUUUCUUUCUAUCUUUCCAUCUUUUUUUCUUUCUGUUUCCCUCUUUCUUUCUUUCUUUCUUUCUUUCUUCAUCUUUUUAUUCUUCCACGAUUUCCAUUCUUCUCUUGCAUCCUUACUUUUCAUUCUCCUUUUUCUUUCCUUUUUCUUUCUUUCCUUCUUUCUUCCUUUCUUUCUUUCUUUCUUUCUUUCUUUCUUUCUUCUCCCGUGAUCAUUCGAUUCAUUCUCAUCUCUUUCUUUCUUUCUUUCUUUCUUUCUUCUCCCUUGAUCAUUCGAUUCAUUCUCAUCUCUUUCUUUCUUUCUUUCUUUCUUUCUUUCUUUCUUUCUUUCAUUCUUUCUUCUCCCUUGAUCAUUCGAUUCAUUCUCAUCUCUUUCUAUCUUUCUUUCUUUCUUCUCCCGUGAUCAUUCGAUUCACUCUCAUUUCUUUCUUUCUUUCUUUCUUUCUUUCUUUCUUCUCCCGUGAUCAUUCGAUUCAUUCUCAUCUCUUUCUAUCUUUCUUUCUUUCUUUUCCCGUCAUCAUUUGA